AUGCCUGAGUGGGGCUUCUGCUACGCCUUCAACCUGCCUCUGUCGGAGGUCCCGUUGCAAGGCUGGACAGGCGGGCGCCGCUGCACGCUAGUGAACCGCGACCGCAGCCUGACGUCAGCUUUCAAGACGGGCAGGCUGUACCUCACACGCAGCUUCCUUUGCUUCGAACGAAGUCGCUCUAUUCGCGCUAAGAACAUCAAGUUGGCACUUGCGAACAUCGCUGAAGUGCUGAAGGCCGAGAGUUGCUCAUGGAUACCUGGAGGUGGCAUGGCCAUUGAAGUCUGCAUGAAGCCGGAUGAGAAUAAUACUGAAGAUGCGGGCCUCAGUCCGCAAUCUUCGGCGGGAGAGGAAGAAACUGUCGAGAAAACCGGAGUGCUUGCACCCGUUGCUGCUACUCCGGACAAUAGCAUAGCUGCAGAAAAUAAGUCCUUUGGAUCAGGCGACUCGACAGACAAAAAUAUUCAGGGUGAAGAGCCUCAGCUUCCCGACGCCCCGGCUUGUGUCCCAGUCGACAACAUGGAUGUCAGCUCGCAGGCGGUACAGCGCCGGAAGUUCUCUAAGAAGAAAAUGAAAAGGAAACUUCAGAGGCGCAAGAAUCGAACUCAACCUCAGAGCUACUUUUUCGGCGGCAUUCGGAGCCGCGAUGACGCCUACGACAGCAUCGUCAUGGCGGUGGCCCGAGCACAGACUGCUUGA
Molecule: messenger RNA, 696 nt
Organism: Hyalella azteca
Lineage: Eukaryota; Metazoa; Arthropoda; Malacostraca; Amphipoda; Hyalellidae
Exons: 5
Coding region: 1-696 (231 amino acids)
Biological process (GO): negative regulation of toll-like receptor 9 signaling pathway; apoptotic process
Source: RefSeq, a predicted model, not a curated record